UCGAUAUUAAUGCAAAAUAGAAAUAUAAGACGUUAUAAGCGUUAUUACACUAUAGAAUCGAUACAUAUUAAAUUUUAAAUUAAAUCCUAUAUACAAUUGACAAUGUUUUAGGUCAUGUCGUUUUGUGCUAAAAAUAUAUUACUAUUGGAGAACUCAUAAAUAAAACAUGCAACAAAAUUCCGCAUAAGCAUAAACGAAAUAUAAAUAUUUUUGAUCUCUAAUUUAAUUUCAAAAUGCGUGUUACUACUCGUCUUUUUUCUUCUGUAGUACAAAAACGACCUUUCUUUAUUACAACGCCGAUAUUUUAUGUGAAUGCCGCUCCACAUUUGGGUCACUUAUACACUGCAGUGGUGGCAGAUGCUAUACAGAGAUUUGAGAAGCUGGUGAACCCUGACUGCCGAGUUAUAUUUAGCACAGGUACAGAUGAGCAUGGCACCAAGGUGCAGCAAGCAGCAGCCAAGGCCAACCUGACCCCGGCGGAGUACUGCAAUAAUGUGUCAAAAGAAUACAGGGAACUGUUCACACAGUUUGAGGUGGACUAUACGGACUAUAUACGCACAACUGAGGACAGACACAAGAAGGCUGUUAGACAUUUUUGGAGGAGAUUAGUAAAACAAGAUUAUAUCUACAAAGCUAAAUACUCUGGUUGGUACAGUGUGAACGAUGAAGCAUUUGUGCCAGAAACACAUACUAAAGACGAGGUUACAAAAGAUGGUAAGGUCAAAGUAUCAAUAGAGUCAGGACAUAGAGUUGAAUGGACCGAGGAGACAAACUACAUGUUCAGGCUGAGUGCCUUCAAAACGCAUUUACAAGAAUGGCUUAAGACAGAUGGAAUAAUCCAGCCAGCGAAGUUUCAGAAGCAACUGCAAGACUUCCUCGCACACGACGUAUACCUCCCCGAUAUAUCUGUCAGCCGGCCUGCCUCCAGGGUGCAUUGGGCUAUAAGGGUGCCGGAUGACGAGGAGCAGAGCAUCUAUGUGUGGCUCGACGCGCUCAUCAACUACCUGACGGUGACCGGCUACCCUGAUGAGGAGCUGCUGAAGAGUCGCCGCGCCUGGCCGCCCGACGUGCACGUUGUCGGGAAGGACAUACUCAAGUUCCACGGCAUCUACUGGCCAGCCUUCCUCAUGGCAGCGCGCUGGCACCCCCCGCGGAGUAUCGUCUGCCACUCGCACUGGACGGUGGACGGCACCAAGAUGUCCAAGUCCCUGGGCAACGUGGUCGCGCCGAGCACCGUGCCCGCUACUGGUGCGCUGCGGUACCUGCUGCUCAGGGAGCCCACCAUGGUAGACGACGCCAACUACAGCGAGACGAAGUUGAUAAACAUCGCGAACUCGGAGCUAGCGGAUACUUUGGGCAACCUAGCUUCGCGCGCCACCGGCGCCGCUCUCAACCCGCGCGGAGAGUUCCCGGCGCUGCAUCCGCACGAGCUCACCCAGUGCAUGGACAAGCACGUCACCGCCGACUUGCUGCACCGACUCGACAGACUGCCCGACAUCUGCCACAAACACUACAGAAGUUAUCAAUUCUACAAAGUUGUAGACUCUGUGGUACAUGUCUUGCAUUUAGCGAAUCUGUUCUUCGAGACCAUGAAACCGUGGGAGUUGAGGAAGAAACCGGAAUGCCAGAAGGAGUUAGACGUAAUACUGCAUAUAACAUUGGAGACUUUAAGAAUAACAUCAAUAAUAUUACAGCCAAUUAUACCGAGUAUGGCUAGUAAAUUAUUGGAUAAAUUACAAAUACCAGAUGAUUCGCGAUCCUGGCAACACUGCGAGAAACCAUCAUGGAGGAUCGAGGGCGCUAUUUUUGAAACCAAAAAUAUCCAACACGGAAAAUUUGUGCUCUUCCAAAGGAUAUAUGCGGAUAAAAAGAAAAUGCAGAAGAAAACUGCUAGCGGGUAGAUAUAAUUGGGAAAAAGCCCUACUCGAUGUGUUUUGUUUACCAACAAAUAAAUUCUAUAAGACUUCGGCCGUGGCUAGUUACUACCCUACCGGCAAAGACGUACCGCCAAGCGAUUUAGCGUUCAGGAGAGUGGAUUUUUAUCCUCCUGCUAAGAAGUAAGCCCGCUUCUAUAUAAUAUUGCAUCAUCACUUACCAUCAGGUGAGAUUGUAAUGAAGGUAGAAAACGCAUGUCAUUUCAUAACUUAUUUAUUUUAAAUAAUCUAUUUUUGUUUAUAAAAUGUUAUUCAAUAUAUAUCAAAUAUAGCCGGAAUCCGUGGCAUAUGUGAUUACUAUCCAGUUAAUUUUCCGUGAGUAGCUACAUUAUGAUGAGAUGUCCUACAAAUUGCGUGGUACAUCGUCUCGUUCUGACGAUCAGAAAUUUUUAUUACCUGGUAACCCAGUUAGCUACCAAAAUCAAGAAUGUUUUGUAGAUAAAAAGUCGAGCGUCUCAUCAACAAGAUGUUUACUCACGGAAAAUUAACUUAAUAGUAAUCACUUGAUUUUCACACACGGAUCCCGAAUAUCUUUUUAUUCAGAGCUUAUCAAUCGAAUUUAUUUUCAUUAAAUUAAGAACAAUAUAAUUAUAAUAAUUAUUAAUUUAUUAGCAUUGACCUCUUAUAAUAAAAGGACGUCAAUCAUGUGAAAAAUUUCACUUGAAAACUGGUGCUUUGACCUUGGAUUUUGAGUUUUAGAAUUAUUGGUAAAGAAAAUUUUACAUAAAGGCCUUUAAAUAUAGUCCAAAAUUCAACCUUAAGGAUUAAGUUUAAGGUUGAAUUUGCAAAUGCGACUACUUGAAUUGAGUGCCAAGAAGUUGUGUUUGGCUCUCAUUGAGUGGGGACGUUUUUUGGUCGCUGAUUGUGCGUCCACUUUUUAAUAGGUGAUCGAUGUUUAUUAGGUGUGAAAUGGCUAGCAAUUUGUACCCUCAUUUUUAAUUUGUGUGUUGGUUAACAGUUAUUAAAUGGGUAGAAGUAAUGCUCGCUGCACACGUAACGUGUUUUAUCUCGGACUGGAUGACACUUUUAUUUAAAUCAAAAUUAAAAUACACACGAAAGUCCUAACACUAUACCGUGUGUAGCGAUCUUAAAUUAAGAAGCAUUUAAGCCGGUUACCCAAGAGACUAUGAAAUAGUUUUGCUUUUCAAUAAAGGGGAAUGCCCACCAGCCAAUACAACGUCGUCAAUACUCCCUUUUAAAAGUAUAAGGAAUAAUGAUCUGGUUAAAUAAUUGGUUUAAAAAAGUAUGUUUCUUGAUAAAAAAAAAACAUUUUUUUAACACUCUUCAUGCUGAUAAAGUUAGCCAGUUUACCAAAGUGGCCAAGUAACAUUUGAAACUGUAUUAUUUUUUCUGUUACAAACAAAAAAACGAACAAACAAACCAACCAUAAGUCUUUAAAAAAUGUAAAAAUCAGGUUACCCCGUUGGGGACAAUUUAAAAUUGGAAUUUUUUAAUUUAAAGUAGAAUUAUCAAGAUUUUUUUUUUGUAAAUUACUGGGUGGUUAGGUUAGGCCUGUAUAGGGCCAGGGCAUUCCUUUUUCCCAAAUAGUCUGAAGUUGAAAAAUUUAUGGUGUUUACACACUCUGUACUUAAAAUAUAAGACGUGUGUGGCCGGCCUAAAUGGAUCUUAGUUUUUUUAGAAAAAGAAAAUGUAAAUAAUAAAGUCUAUUUUUGAAAAUGAGAUUAUAUUAUACAUUUUAUGUUGUUUUGUGUAUACGUAUUUAUUGUAUAGUUUCUGUUAUAGGUAUAAUAAUCGGUAAGUAAUCGGUAACCGGUAAGUUGAACCAUGCGCAGUAACACAUUUUUGGGUGUUAGCGAUACGUACGGUCUAGUAACCAUAACAACACAUCAUUAGAAUAGGAUACUUGACUCGUAUGACAUGUCCCAAUUUUGUAUGGGGCUGGGCCUUUAUUCCGAGUGUCAACUAAGCAGAACAAAUUAUUUUUUUCAUUAGCUGACAACAUUAAUUAAGAAUUUUUAUCAUGGCAACAUGCUUGUAACUCACACCCUGACAGAUUGUCAGUGAAGUUCGUGUAAGGCGUUUUUAAAGCAAUUUAAGGAUUUUUUUUUCUAAUGCUUCUCUGUCUACGAUUUAAUGUUUCUUUUUAACAUGCGUCAUACUGACAUUUGACAAUAUUACAUGACAUUGACAGCUUACACCGGAUAUGAAUUCAAUUCCAGGUGUUUUUAUUGGCUGUAUUGUCUGUUUCAUUUGUAGACAAGGGAGCGAAAAAAAAAUUAUCUAAUUAAUGCGGGUUCCAAAAAUUCUGAAAAUUAUUUUCUCAACAGGAAUUUGUAUCUUCUAUCCGUAAAAAAUAUUAUCGACCUGCUUAUAAAUUAUAAAUAAUAAAGGCCCAUUUUGGGACAUGUCCUUUAAUACAAACUAUUAAUUUGGUAUAGUACAUGGAAUAAGGGUCCGAAAUAAAUAGAUAUAAAUUAAUAAAAAUUAAUGAUUUCAUAAAUAACUAAGUUUUAAAAUCAUGUAUUUUUUUAAAUUUUCCAAACGUCAAAAACGCUGUCGUCCAUUUUGUGACGUCACAAUGUGACCACCCUAUUACAUAACUCAACUCCGUUCCGUAUGCAGCGACUUUGUUAUUAUAUAUUGUGGUUUAUUUGUCUGUCCACGAGUUCCUAAUCGUCUGAUUCAGAUAAAACUUAGGAAAUAUAAUUAUUAUGGGUCUGGGUUAUAGAUUUUAAUCAAUAAUAUUAUUUAUAUCUUAUAUACUAUAACCACAGAGUAACCAGAGAGAGUCUUUACAAGCAUCGUGGUGAAGCUGGCGAAAUUCAUAAAAAAGUCACGCGUCUCAUUGGCGUCCGCAUAUCCAAACUUUUUUGUUCCGUGCGCUCUAAAUGUUUAUUCUGUGACUAUAAUUAUGUAUAUCGUCUUUGUAAUGAUUUUAAUGUUACCUCUACCUCAAAACGAAUUCAUUUAUGAAUUAGUACAACCAUUUUACAAUAGUGAAACUAAAAAAUUAUGUAAAAUGGCUGAAUUUUUUCUCAUCAUUCUUCCUGGUCUUCCUUUUGCUCCAUGGGAAACGGUAUAUUCUUGUAAUAGGGAUGAUGACAGUUUUUUAAAUAGUGUAUAAAUUAGGAGUAAGCUAAUUGUAAAGCUGCCGCGGAUCCCUGAAAAACGCUCCAUAAACAAAAUGGUACGAUUUAAUGACAUAAUGAUCGUUAGAUUUGUAUGGGCGUUCAAACAAAAUUACUAAUAUCUUUGUUUUUAGUGCGUUUAUGCUUAUAGUUCAUAUAUUGAAAAAUGUCACAUUUAAUGUAAGGAAGCUAAAACUAUGAAUUUUAAUAACGACGAUUAAAGAUUUUUAAUAGAUUUUGAAAUUUUAUAAUCUUAUUUAUUUUGCAAAUAUCCAGUCAAUCUUUACUUUUUAUGUAUAAAUUAGUUAACAUUGACCUUAUUUAUCCGAAUGUAUCAUAAAAAUCGACAUAUUCAAACCUAGUCAUCAUCCCCAUGAUCGUACCACAUAUGUACUUACCUUGAAAAGUAUAGUCACCCUAUCGCCUACUUUUAUUAGUGGACAUGUACUGAGGUGAAGCGAUUCCGUAAUAUCCGUUUAGUGGGCGUUGCGCUUUAGUUUCGUACAAAAAAUACUGGACGUUUCCUUUCCGAGUUGAUGUGUGCUAUGACCUUUAUGUAAUCUUAUGUCGUGACUAUGUAAGGUGCAUUUCUUGUUAAGUGUUGUGUUAUAGACUGAUUUAUCGUAUGAUCACAAUAUUUAUGACUUUCGUUGAAUAAAUGAGUUAAAUAUA
Messenger RNA from Bicyclus anynana (squinting bush brown), 5695 nucleotides. It is a transcript of the gene MetRS-m, whose product is annotated as methionine--tRNA ligase, mitochondrial. The record is from RefSeq and is a predicted model, not a curated record. The transcript has 11 exons. NCBI's taxonomy places the organism in Eukaryota, Metazoa, Arthropoda, Insecta, Lepidoptera, Nymphalidae. Gene Ontology annotation, biological process: methionyl-tRNA aminoacylation. Gene Ontology annotation, molecular function: ATP binding; methionine-tRNA ligase activity. Bases 234 to 1901 code for a protein of 555 amino acids.